Molecule: messenger RNA, 1537 nt
Organism: Didymodactylos carnosus
Lineage: Eukaryota; Metazoa; Rotifera; Eurotatoria; Philodinida; Philodinidae
Source: the annotation of a GenBank genome assembly
UUAUUAGCAUUUUACGAAAAAGAAGUAAAACGCUUAUAUCGCACAAACCAUCUAGUAAAACGGGCCCAAACUUGGUGGAUGAUCAGCAUUCAGUAAGAGCUAUGCCCACACAAAGUUAGAAGUCCCUUCUAUCAUGGUUCUUGGGUUACAGGUGGCCCGCUACUUUUGACGAGUAUUGUAAUGUAAGACAAUAAAGGAAUCUAACGUUUGAUUGAAAUAAGAAGAAAAAUUUUCCACCUUAAUCCGAUAUAUUUGAAUUUUAAAACUGAAUGAAGUUUACAAAUGAACUUUUGUUUUUAAAUAUUUUCUAUACUUUUAGUCACUAAACCAUUUUCUAAUUUUGUAGUUGAUAGUUUUGGUUGUAUGAAUCUACUUUAUAAUGAAAUCAAAGAACAAAUUUUUUUUUGUAGCAUUCUUCUCUGCGCAAAGACGCUGUGAAUUCAACGGCCCUAGGAAGGGGCAUUCGAGUGUAACGAUGUGAAAACUGAAUUUUUUUAUGUUGAUAUCUUGUUAGCGUAGGUCAUUCUGUGAUCGCUCGCUACACAUCUACAGAUGAGGGAAUGAAGAAAAAAGAUGUAAGCAGCAGUAUAGCGCCGUCGUCAACAAAUGUGAAUGCGUUUGUCACUCAAAAACUUCAUAUAUCUCAAAAAUCUCAGUCCUCAGCUUUCCCCCCUUGGAAAAGAAUCGAUUAGAUUUCGAAAUCAAAGAACUUCAAUCAAUAAUUCAACAAUAUGAAUAAUUCAUACUUUCCAAAGUUUCAAGAAAUCUUUUUAGUCGUGUUAUAAAUAAAAUAGCAAGCGGAUCUCAACGAACUGAAAAUCAAUUCAAUGAUUAUUUAAAAGAAAAAGGUUAUUCAAAUAUAACAAUUGUCAAAGAAAAAUUUCAAUUUAUUCAAACGACUUCUGAACAAAUCAUAGAAAUGAUAACAAUAAAUAAAACAGAUUUUCAUCAUUUAAUUAAAAUAUCUGAAGAAGCAUAUCGAAUAGCAGUGGAUGCGAUUUCAAAAGAAAAUUUUAAUAAUGUUGACUUUAAACUUUCGGAUAUUAUAGAAACAGUACGAAAUUCAAGAAUUAUAUCUCAUAUUAAAAACAAAACAAUAGAAUAUCUAAUUCGUACAUUACAAGAAUUAACUAAUUAUUAUCGAUCAGAAUCUAUUGAAAAGAAUAUUGAUGAUAUGAAGAAAAGAAUUAGUCCAUUAUCUAAUGAGAUUUUACAACAGUAUGAUUUUGUCGAUAUUAAUAAAUAUUUAAAACAUUCACCAACAAAUCUUUUACAACAAUUAAAAAUAGUCUCAUCAAAUGGUUAUCCAAAGUAUACUGAAAUUUAUCAUCUUCUUUUAGAAAAACUUCGAAUUAAUUUUUCUCUUGCGAUAAAUAAUGUUAAAAAUAAUAUUACAUUUGAUCGUUUAGCUAAGAUGCGCACAAUUCAAGAUACUUUUUAUUUUUUACCAGAAGAACUGAAAAUCAACUUCCAAACUGAUAUUAAGGAAGUAGAUCAAAUGAUUAGAAAGGAAGUUAGAAUACCCGAAUUUGAUUAG